CCUGCUCUAUCAGUUUGCUGGUCGACCUUGAGCUCCGUUACAGCGACCCAAAUGAGCCUUGUUGCCAGCUCAUCUACGACCAGUCCCUCUUCCGUCCCAAUACCAUCGAAGCGUUCUGCGACAGCUUCGUGGACGUUCUCGAGAACUGCCUUCUCCGUCCUGACCUGGUGGUCGAGGAGAUUCCAUUUCAGCACUCCGUGAAACACCUGAAACGGUUUGGCGUCCCACUCGCCCCGCCUCCACCUCCACCGACAUCCCCCCUCGUCGAUGCUCUCAAGAAGUCUGUGGACGCACACCCCGACAUGUUGGCCUUACAGGAGAGAGAAUUCUUGCUGACGUAUAAGCAGCUGAACACGGCCUCGUCCUUGCUGGCACGGAAGAUCGUACAGGCAUUGGGAGACGCGUGCGAGUUCGUCGCAAUGUGUAUCCCUCCGUCAACUCUCGCUGUCGUAUCUAUCUUCGCCAUCGUCAAAGCCGGAGCUGCAUAUGUGCCCUUGGACGUCCGCUACCCUCCAGAGCGUCUCGAGAUGCUCUUGCGCGAGAGUGGUGCAGGACUGCUUAUCACGACUUCGCAGUCGCCAGAGUUCGCCGGCGACGCGGAGGGUAUCACCCACCUCGACAUCUCCAAUUUCCUUGCUGAGAUCGACCUCGCCUCCCCCGCCGACUUCGUCUGCGCUCCUCGCACGGAUGCCGCCUACGUCAUGUACACAUCUGGCAGCACUGGUGUGCCGAAGGGAGUGGUCGUCAUGCAGUCCGCGGUGGUCGCACUGGUCUCGAACACGGACGUCUUCCCAUUCCAAGCUGGCGACAGGAUCGGGAUGAUCAACAACCUCGCAUGGGACGCCAGUAUCAUCGAUAUCUGGUGCACGCUCCUUUCCGGCGCCACUGUCGUCUGCUUCAACCAGUACGACAUCCUGGACCUUGUCGUUCUUGCAGGGCAAUUCCAGCUCUUUGAUGUCACAGGCUGCUUCAUGUCUGUUGCACUGUUCAGUCAAGCCCUCGACCUCGCACCCCAGCUUUUCCGCAAGCUCCGCAUUCUGCAGGUCGGCGGAGAGGCCUCUUACUAUGAGAAUCUACAAAGAGUGAAAUCAGUCAAUCCGCUGAUCCGUAUUCUUAACGGUUACGGCCCGACGGAGACUUGUGUCUUCGCCGCCACGUUCUGGGCUGACGCUCCCAACAUGCCCACGUCUGGACCAGUUCCCAUUGGCCGACCGAUGUCAACCGCUCAGGGUCUCGUUGUCGAUACACAGGGUCGUCUAGUGCCCCCGGGCGUGGUCGGAGAGCUGAUCAUCAGUGGUGCUGGUGUCGGCCCAGGGUACCUGAGGAGGCCGAAGGAGACGGCCGAGGCCUUUGUUGAGCUUGGGUUUGACGAACUCGACCAAGGUGUCACUCGGUAUUACCGUACGGUAUGUCGCUUCCGUAUACCCUUCCCUUGCGCGUUUAAUAAUUCGUACAGGGUGAUGCUACGAGAUGGGGCUCGGAUGGACUGUUGCAUCUUAUCGGGAGGAUGAAUACCGGCCAGAUCAAGAUUCGUGGACAGCGACUGGAGCUCUCGGAGAUCGAGGUGGCCAUUCGCCAAAAUGGCUUGGCCAACGACGCUGCGGUCGUAUAUCUCAAGUCUCAUAAAGGCAAGGACGAUCUGCUUAUUGCGUACGCUGUUGCUGCUGCGCCAACAUCGGCCUCGCAGCCCCACUCCCUCUCACUACGGCUCCUCGAGACGCUGCGCAAGACUCUUCCAUCGUAUAUGAUCCCUCACCUCGUGCGCUGGAUUCCGACCCUCCCUCUGACGCCUAAUGGUAAACUGGACCGCUCCCAGCUCCGAGCGCGUGCGGCUGCCGACGCCGAUAGCAUGUUGAAUGUUGACGCAGAGGAGGACGAUUCGGGCGAGCCCGAGGACGAGGUCGAGGAGCGCCUCUGUAGGAUCAUAGAGGUCCUCCUUGGUCGUACAUCUAUUCGUCGAUCUUCGAACUUCUUCGACGCAGGUGGCCAUUCGCUCCUCGCCUCCCGUUUGGUCUUCCGGAUACAAGAAGCUUUCGAUGUUCCGUUUGCUCUAAUGGACGUGUUCCACACACCCGUAGUCAAGGCAAUGGCGGGCAAGAUCAGGCAAGCGAUCGCUGCCAAGCCAGUUGAUCAGACAUCGAUGACAGCUUCGACGACUGCCUCGGCGUACCAGGAGUUCCACAUACCCCAAGUGCUCGUCUUUUUUGAGGAACCUCACAAGCCGUUCUUAUUCUGUGUCCCCAUGGUCACUGGUCUCGGUCAUAUGUUUGCCGCGCUGUCUCGCUCCACCGACAUGUUCAACGUCGUGGCCCUCAACGACCCUGGGUAUGUCGCACUCGAUGACUUCUCCCAAGACCAGGUGUCAACAGGUCACGCCAGCACUCUGCGCGAUUCAGACAUGCACACUGUCGAGAACCAAGCAAAGUACUACUACGCGCGCAUCGUCGAAGAGCUGGGCCGCAUAGGCAACGCCACGCCCGGUAUCGCGCCGUUCAACAUCCUAGGUUUUUCCUACGGCGGGCACGUCGCGGUCGAGGUGGCGCGCCUCGCUCAGCGCGAGGGCUGGAAUGUCAAUCUCUUCGUGCUUGACUCGUCGGCGCAUCCUGUGGAUGACGCCGCGCUGACGCAGGCGAAGAUCGAUGAGACCGUGCUCACGGUUCUUCCGAUGGCAAUGGGUGCCAUUGGGUUGCAGUUGGGAGACAUGGGUGGGCAAGGCGUGCGCCUGGAGCACGAUAUCGAAGCCUGCGCCCUCGCUAACUUCCGCGCUCUCUACGUGCAUGCGAUGCCGCGGUACGAGGGGCACGUCACGCUGUUCCGCACGGAGUCGAACACGGACCACGGACUAGUUCCGCUCGUUAGCUCGUUGGACGAGGUCGUCUUGCACGGUAAUCACUACCGCUUGCUCGAAGAAGAAUCUGGGAAUUUGUCUGUGAUUGGUGCCAAAGUUUCUGCUGUCAUCAGCGCAUAGAUCUCGUCGUUUUUGCUCAGCUUUUGUACAUCUUGCAAUUGUCAUGUCACAUCGUUCUUCGUAUAAUUCAACAUCGAGGUCAUCCUCGUCGAGACCCAGUUAGU
This is a messenger RNA of Phanerochaete carnosa HHB-10118-sp, 3072 nucleotides long. RefSeq lists its product as uncharacterized. NCBI's taxonomy places the organism in Eukaryota, Fungi, Basidiomycota, Agaricomycetes, Polyporales, Phanerochaetaceae. The record is from RefSeq and is a predicted model, not a curated record. Gene Ontology annotation, cellular component: cytoplasm. The transcript has a single exon. Gene Ontology annotation, molecular function: phosphopantetheine binding. Gene Ontology annotation, biological process: secondary metabolite biosynthetic process; amino acid activation for nonribosomal peptide biosynthetic process. Bases 1508 to 2968 code for a protein of 486 amino acids.